Molecule: messenger RNA, 1314 nt
Organism: Momordica charantia (bitter melon)
Lineage: Eukaryota; Viridiplantae; Streptophyta; Magnoliopsida; Cucurbitales; Cucurbitaceae
Source: RefSeq, a predicted model, not a curated record
GAGAUGAUAAUUAAAUUUUUUGAGAAAACAAGAAAUUGGAAAACAUUUUGAGACCUAAAAUUGCGAUCCAUUUCUGGCCAAAAUUUCAUUGGAAGGCAAAAACUUGCAACAAACAAAUUGAAAACCACCAAAUGAACGAAAUCAACGACACCUUUGCUUUAAACAGAUAGUGUUUUUUGGGAAUUGCCACCCAUUCCUCCAAACAACUCCUCAAACUUUUUUCUUCUUUCCCAACCAUUGCCUCCUCUCCCUCUUCUCAUUCCCAUGUUCAUCUGAUUUCAUGGCCAAUUUCCAUGCUGUUUUGCCUCAUUUUGGCCUCCAUUUGGGGUUCCAUUUCAAAAGGUAAGAACACAAAAUUUCACCCCAUUUUCUUCCACAACACACAGAACCCAUUUGUUUUCUCAUCACCAUCCAUUUUGGCUCAGUUUUAUGAACCCCUCAAAGCUUUGAUUUGAUUCCACACUUCUUCUUCCCCAAGAGCAAAGAGCAGGCAGAUCAGUUAGUUCUCUCUUGUUGCUUCAUCUUCCAUCAAGAACAAGACUCUGAGCAAACAAAACAAAACAAAAAUGUCUAACAAUAAAAUGAAAGGCCUCCUCAAAGGCCUCAGAUACAUUUCUCAAAUAUUUGAUAAUGAGAAAGAACCUGAAAUGCAGAUUGGUUUUCCCACAGAUGUCAAACAUGUUGCCCAUAUUGGAUGGGAUGGUCCUUCAGUCAAUAAUAAUCCAAGCUGGAUGAAUGAAUUCAAAGCACCACCCCCUAAUGGAGAAACCAAUGAGGAUGCCUCUGUCCAAUGGGCUUCUCAAGGUGGAGAUUCGAAAAGAGAUAUGGCAGUUACGACUCGGGACAUGCCGGAGCUCCCAAAAUCAUCGAGACGGCAGUCGUCGACUGUGGGCGGAAGCGCGGCGGAGUCUCCGACUAGAGAGAAAUCGGAGAAACCAAAGUCAAGGAAGUCAUCCAAGUCGAAGGAGUCGUCCCGUCGGAGCGCCGAUCUGAACCAGGGCGGAGAGUCGCCGACGCAGGGCGCUCCGGGCAUUCCGAAGAAAACGCGGCGGAAGAAAUCGAAGGACUCGGCAGGAGAAGGGUCCACGAGAUCCACGUGCAAAGCUGCGGACACGUGUUCCGAUAACGGGUCGGAUCAAGGGUCCAUAGCCGGAUCCAUAUCCAGAUCCAACGACGAGGAUUUGUUAACGGGAGACGGUGUGUUUGCAUGAAUAUUUGCUUUUGGGGGGCAAAUUAUGUAAUUUAAGGUAUUAGGUAGGAUAAUUGAUAAUUCUCUAGUUUUUCUUUUUUGGUCAACCAAGCUUCAUUGUCAAA